Molecule: messenger RNA, 594 nt
Organism: Lathyrus sativus (Indian pea)
Lineage: Eukaryota; Viridiplantae; Streptophyta; Magnoliopsida; Fabales; Fabaceae
Source: the annotation of a GenBank genome assembly
AUGUAUCCUACAGUGAAUGAAACCGAUCAUGAUCAUGUAUAUGCAGCUAAUAAUCAUAGCCAUCCCCCUCAUGGCUAUGUUCUACAAAUGCCAAGUUAUGGCAUACCACAACCUUAUCCUCCUCCUCCUCCUCCAUAUAUCAGCAACAGUUCAAGGGCCAUCCCUAGAACACAUCACUGGUCAACUGGUCUAUGCCGUUGUCUUGAUGACCCUGGAAUCUGUUUGGUUACUUGCUUCUGCCCUUGUGUUACUUUUGGAUUGAUAUCAGAGAUAGUAGAUAAAGGCAAUUCAACUUGCACUUGUAAUGGAACAAUUUAUGGGGCACUACUGGCUAUGACAGGACUUGCAUGUUUGUAUUCAUGUUAUUAUAGGUCCAAACUGAGGGCACAAUAUGACUUGCCAGAGGCACCUUGUAUGGAUUGCUUAGUUCAUUUCUGUUGUGAAACUUGUGCUCUUUGUCAGGAAUAUAGAGAGCUCAAAAACCGUGGAUUUGACUUGAGCAUAGGGUGGGAAGCUAACAUGGAAAGACAAAGACAAGGAUCAGUUACAGCUACAGUGGCACCACCUAUGAUUUCACCAGCUAUGACAAGAUGA